Molecule: messenger RNA, 1473 nt
Organism: Penicillium paradoxum
Lineage: Eukaryota; Fungi; Ascomycota; Eurotiomycetes; Eurotiales; Aspergillaceae
Product: catalase
Exons: 7
Coding region: 1-1473 (490 amino acids)
Biological process (GO): response to hydrogen peroxide; hydrogen peroxide catabolic process
Cellular component (GO): mitochondrion; peroxisome; cytoplasm
Molecular function (GO): heme binding; catalase activity
Source: RefSeq, a predicted model, not a curated record
AUGCCGAAUCAUACCUUUACGUUGGCAGAAGGCCAACCGAUUGCAGAACCAUCCGUCAGCACCACACUACCUACCUUUGGCGGCGGCGGCCUCACGACACUAGGUGAUACGCUUCUCAUUGAGACACUCGCGCAUUUUAGUCGCGAACGUAUCCCUGAAAGAGUUGUCCAUGCUAAAGCCGCGGGUGCUUGGGGAGAAUUUGAGGUUACCAAUAACAUUUCUUCCCUCACGUCGGCCAAGUUCCUCAAUGGUGUUGGCAAGAAAACCCCCGUUCUAUUCCGUCUGAGCACCACCGGCGGUGAAAAGGGAAGUGCAGACACUGUCCGCGACGUGCGAGGCUUUUCUGUCAAGUUCUUCACCGAGGAAGGCAAUCAUGAUAUUGUAGGAAACCACAUUCCGGUGUUCUUUGUUCGCGAUCCUAUUAGGUUUCCAUCUCUCAACAGAAGCCAUAAGAGACAUCCAGCUACCAACCGACCGGAUUGGACCAUGUUCUGGGAUUUCCACACGAAUCAACCGGAGAGUGUCCAUGCUUUGAUGCACCUUUUUGGCUCUCGGGGUAUUCCUGAUUCCGUUCGUCGAGUGACUGGCUUCGGUGUACAUACUUUCAAAAUGGUCUCAACUGGUGGUAGCUUCCGUUACUGCAAGUUCCACUUCCGGCCAACGCAGAAGAUCACACACUUCUCUUGCCAGGAAGCUAUUCGUAUGGCUGGCGCAAAUGCAGAUUUCCACAAUCAGGAUCUAUGGGAUGCGAUCGCUCGGGGAGACUUACCGGUCUGGAAGCUUUAUGUGCAGGUCAUGGAGCCCGAGCAGGCUGAAACCUACGGCCGGGCUCUGUUUGAUAUCACAAAAGUUUGGCCCCAUAAGGACUUCCCCUUGAUCGAAGUCGGCCAAAUGACUCUUAACAAGAACCCGGAAAAUUAUUUUGCUGAGAUCGAGCAAGCGGCGUUCUCACCUUCCAACAUGGUGCCUGGGAUUGCAAUGACCCCUGAUCCAAUGUUGCAGGCGCGCAUGUUCGCUUACCCCGAUGCUCAAAGAUACCGCCUGGGAGUGAACUACACUCAGCUUCCUCCAAACCGUGCAAUCUGCCCUGUAUAUGCCCCAUUCGAGCGUGACGGCAUGGGAACUUUCACCCGGAACUAUGGCGGUGAUCCGAACUAUGUACGGAGCUCACUAACCCCUGGCGUGCCCAGCCAAACUGUUUCUGACGUACGGCACACCGAGCGCAUCGCAAAUAACGCCGUUCUCGGCCAGAAUGAAAUUCUAGUUGAUGAUGAGGACUUCAUUCAGCCGCGCGAUCUAUGGAACAAAGUUUUCGAUGAGACCGAGAGAAGGCAGUGGGUGUCAAAUGUGUCGGAGACUUUGGAAGACAUGCCUGAUCAACUCAAAGAUGCUGUCAGAGCUAUGUUCAGCAAGGUCGAUUCUCGUAUUGGUCAACUGUUAGACGACAAGGGUAAGAACAAUUCACGUCUUUAA